Messenger RNA from Aspergillus mulundensis, 1125 nucleotides. RefSeq lists its product as uncharacterized. The record is from RefSeq and is a predicted model, not a curated record. The transcript is spliced from 4 exons. Gene Ontology annotation, molecular function: ATP binding; protein kinase activity. Gene Ontology annotation, biological process: regulation of mRNA processing; protein phosphorylation; spliceosomal complex assembly. Lineage: Eukaryota; Fungi; Ascomycota; Eurotiomycetes; Eurotiales; Aspergillaceae. Bases 1 to 1125 code for a protein of 374 amino acids.
AUGAGACCUUCCAUCCUACGCUUUCUCUCUAGGCUCUCGCCCUGGCCAAAAUGGAAACCUCUCGACUUCUCGAACCCAAACUUUGGCAUCAUUGCGCCAGGCCAAAGGGUUGAAGAGGAGACUAUUCCAGGUUAUCUGGCGUCCCGAUACUAUCCUACUCGCAUAGGCGAGGUGAUCAGGGAUAGAUAUCAGGUAGUAGGAGAGUUGGGAUAUGGAGUCACUUCGACCGUUUGGCUUGCACGCGAUAUGGAACAGCGGUCAUAUGUCGCUCUCAAAAUCUACGUCGAUGCCGCUUCCAUGGGCCAGAAUGUCGAUCACGAGCUGAAGAUGUACGAACGGAUCUCUCGAGGCUCGAAGCAUCCAGGUCGCCGGGCGAUCAGGCCUCUACUCGACUCAUUCAAUAUCGUCGGCAAUGAAGACAAACACCAAUGCCUCCUUCAUCCGCCGUUAUUUGAGAACAUCAAAGCAGACAAUAUAAUGUUUGGCUUCGCAGACGACGGGCCAUUCAAGCAGUUCGAGCAGGAAGAGCUGCAGAACCCUUCCCCUCGAAAGGAAGAAGACGGACAAACCAUUUAUCUAUCGCGGGAACUCGCAAUGCAACCCGGGAAGCUAGGUGCUCCGGUCCUGUGCGAUUUUGGCUCCGCUGCGACUGGCGAUGUGGAGCACUACGAGGAUAUCCAGCCUGAACAGUACCGUGCGCCAGAGGUAAUCAUCGAAGCGCCAUGGUCGUACAGCGUUGAUAUCUGGAACGUCGGGUGCAUGAUAUGGAACAUCUUUGAGGGCGGCUCCCUAUUCACAGGCAUCGACCCCGGGUCUCAAACAUACAAGAGUAAAGCGCACCUAGCGGAGAUAAUCAACCUACUUGGCCCACCACCACCUAGCGUUCUCGCGCGCGGAAAGCGAAGCGGGCGGUUCUUCUCCGAGGCUGGCGAGUUUCUCGAGACGUCUUUAUUAAGAGAAUAUACCCCGCUCGAAAAGAGAGAGACAACGCUGGACGAGGAUAAAGAAGACAAGAAGCUCUUCCUGCAGUUAAUGCGGAAGAUGUUGCAGUGGGAGCCGGAGGAGAGGGCCUCGGCGGGGGAGUUGGUAAGGGAUGAGUGGAUUCGGAAGCAUACCGGUCUAUAA